Messenger RNA from Penicillium olsonii, 2031 nucleotides. The record is from the annotation of a GenBank genome assembly. Lineage: Eukaryota; Fungi; Ascomycota; Eurotiomycetes; Eurotiales; Aspergillaceae.
AUGGCAACCCCUCGCCGGAAUGGUCAGCUAUCCUCAUGUGAGCCAUGUCGGACAUCGAAAUUGCGGUGUGAUCAUACGAGCCCGAGGUGCGGGCGUUGCGAGCGCCGCGGCCUUUCGUGUGUUUAUCACCCUGCACCCUUGACCCGUACACUCGACAAAGUCACUCCAGUCAAAAGGACUCGCUUGUCGCGUGAGCCACAGCACACCAGGAGCCCGAAUAGGUUGCCCCAUAACGACGAGUCUUGGAUGCGAAAAAAGGCAUCUGUCUCAGCUCCCGGGUUUCUGGGCCAGACAAGUUAUUCGGACGUCUUCACGGAUGCAACGAGUGGCCUCUCCACCGGCAGACUGCAGGUGGUCGAUCAAGAUACCGUUCCCGUCGACCCAAAACGAAUCAAUCUCGGGGCCCAAGUCCUGGCACUUUUGGAAAACCUUCCAUUCUACAGAGAGGCCAUCACUACCCGAUUCAAGAUCUGGAGGGGGUGGGCCAUUGGUUGGAGCGUUGCAAACAUGAUAUUUACGACGGUGGAAGAUAUGUGGAAACUCUAUGGAGAGGUAGAGCCAGACACUAUGCCGCGUGCGAUGCUCAUGUCCAGAAAGCUCUUUGAAACCCACACCAGGAAUUUUGAGGUAACAUCAACCACAACCUGGGAGGAAUUCCAAAAGAUGUCAUCCGGCAGGUGGGAGACGAUUGGCAUUCUUUUCAUCCUCACAGGUCUAGCUACGGACUUGGUUCCCCACGACCACCCAAUUUUCACGGAAACCAAUACAAUGGACCCGAAGGCACUUGCAACAACUGCGAGCGCAGUGGGAGAGAUAUGUCUUCAAUUUUGCGAGAGUGCUGGCAUAGUCAAUGAUCUUGUGAGCUGGAUGUUAUUGCACCAGACUACGCUUUUAGCAGUCGUCUAUGGUGAAAGUGAUAUUCGACCCUGGAGAAAGCUAGGGGAGUUAUCUACAACAGUGUUUGCGCUCGGAUUGCAUCAAGACUCAAGCAAAAAUGCACCCUUCUUCCUCGCAGAGCUUCGAAAACGAACUAUGGUUGCUGCAUUUACAGUCGACAAAGUCCUUGCAACCUUCCUGGGCCGACCACCACUCAUUGGUUGGCGUUAUUGUAAUAUUCAGAUGCCUCUUGACCUGAGUAUGGAUGAGAUAUUCGCCGAACCCAGCGUUCGCGAUGCGGCAUUAGCCCGAUUGGACGAGACCACCGGAUGGAACAAAGAGGGAACGCUGAAAAAGGGUGUCUGGGCUCGAACCGCACUGAUUACAAGUGUCAUUCGUGAGAAAGUGCUGGAGCUGUCAUUGAGUACACAGACUGAGAAUCUGAGCGACAGAGUUGAGGAAUUGAUACAAGAGUCUCGCCGGUUAAAACAAGGGCUGCCAGACUUUCUCCAGUGGACGCCAGAUGGCGACAUAGCAGGGAUUUCAAAGAUCGAAGAUUCCUUCCUGUUUGAGUUACAUUCAGAGUUCCUUUAUAACGACUUCCUUCUGUAUCGAACUCUAGGACGGCGCACACAUACCCAGCCUCCGGAGCUUCUAGAAACUUCUCGUGAAGUCAUCAAGGCAUUGAUCUCGAUGGUGACCAAGAUCAUUCGCUGUGGGCAUGCUAUGAGUGGCACUGGAUGGGUGCUUUGCUUGCCAGGUCUACCUUGCGCCGGUGUGCUUUCGGCAGAAUUACUGCGCCAUUCUAGAUCCCCAAUACGAGCAAACUCCACCCCCUUUCCUAGGUCAGAGAUAAUCCAAAAUCUCACCCUCUAUGCGUCAUAUCUAGACACCAUGAUCAAGCCGGAUGAAGGCAACUUUCGCGUGGCACAGCAAGGACAGAAAGCAAUUCGACAUGUCUUAGAUCAAGUUCUUUCGGCUGAGCAGCUUUCUCCCAUGAUUGAUGAGAGUCAAUGGGGAGAUGGACUGGUUCGAAGCGAUGAUCACCUGCUUGAUGGGGUAAAUUUUGAUGAGCAUGAUUUGUUCUUCAACUUGAUGGAUGGAGGCAUGCAGCAGAUAUCGGAGUCUUGCCUUACAUGGGGCAAUUUCUCUUGA